UUCAUUGUUUUAGAGGGAAAAAAGAGGUUUGUUUGCGCUAACAGGAUGUCACUUGGCAUGCUAAAUAACACUGAAUUAUCUUCAUUCGUGGUUUGUUGUGAAAAUGAGUGAGGCUCAAGUUUCUCUAGCUACCAGGCUAAGUGUAAACAGCUAAACUGCUAGCUCACGGUACCUAGGACAAUAUACGCUAGCCUGCUAGCUAACUAACGUUAGUUAAUGUUGCACAAACACAUACAGUCUGUGUGUAGGAUUAGAUUUUAUGGGAAAUCUGCUGCAGUAUCCGUGAGAACCUGCAAACUACGUACUUCGUUCAAGACAUACAUGUCUUGAAGUUGAAUAAAACAGCUUUGGUUAAUGCUGGCCUUUUUAGCUUGGAGUUUAAAGUCAGAAGGCAGCUACUUGGGCAGGCAGCAUUUGCACACUCCUAAGAUAAAGACUUUUACAUUUGAAAGAAAGUGCUCAGGUCCCAAAGAUGUAUCGUCCUAAACCGACCCUGAAAGACAGGCAGCACUUGUAUAAGCUGAUCAUCAGCCAGCUGCUGUAUGACGGUUACACCAACAUCGCCAACAGCCUCAUAAAUGAAGUGAAGCCGCAGAGUGUGGUGUCUCCAUCUGAGCAGCUUAUGCAGCUCGCCAAGAUCGGAAUGGAGAAUGAUGACAGCGCAGUGCAGUAUGCUAUUGGACGUUCAGACACGGUGGCUCCUGGUGUGGGCAUUGACCUUGAGUUUGAUGCUGACGUGCAGACCAUGUCUCCAGAGGCCUCGGAGUACGAGACGUGUUAUGUGACAUCACACAAAGGGCCGUGUCGUGUGGCCACGUACAGCCGAGACGGACAGCUCAUUGCCACUGGCUCUGCAGACGCCUCUAUUAAAAUCCUGGACACAGAACGUAUGCUGGCCAAGAGCGCAAUGCCCCUGGAGGUGAUGAUGAACGAGACAGCACAGCAGAACAUGGAGAAUCACCCGGUUAUCCGAACUCUGUAUGACCAUGUAGACGAGGUCACCUGCCUGGCCUUCCACCCCACCGAGCAGAUCCUGGCCUCGGGAUCCCGCGAUUACACACUCAAACUGUUUGACUACUCCAAGCCCUCGGCAAAAAGAGCUUUCAAAUACAUCCAGGAAGCAGAAAUGCUGCGCUCCAUCUCCUUCCACCCGUCAGGAGAUUACUUGCUGGUGGGCACACAGCAUCCAACACUGCGCCUUUACGAUGUCAAUACGUUCCAGUGUUUUGUGUCGUGCAACCCUCUGGAUCAGCACACUGAUGCCAUCUGCAGUGUGAGCUACAACCCAGGAGCCAACACCUACGUCACGUGCAGCAAGGACGGCAGCAUCAAGCUGUGGGACGGCAUCUCCAACCGAUGCGUGUCCACAUUCGAGAAGGCGCAUGAUGGGGCUGAGGUCUGCUCGGCCGUCUUCUCCAAAAACUCAAAGUACAUUCUGUCCAGCGGCAAGGACUCUGUGGCCAAGCUGUGGGAGAUCUCCACUGGUCGCACACUGGUCAAGUACACGGGAGCAGGACUGAGUGGCCGUCAGACGCACCGCACGCAGGGUGUUUUUAACCACACCGAGGACUACGUGCUGCUGCCGGACGAGCGGACGGUCAGCCUGUGCUGUUGGGACUCGCGUACAGCCGAGCGGAAGAACCUGCUCUCACUUGGCCAUAAUAAUAUUGUGCGCUGCAUCGUGCACUCUCCCACUAACCCGGGCUUCAUGACGUGCAGUGACGACUUCCGUGCCCGCUUCUGGUACCGCCGGACAACCACCGACUGAGCAGCCAUUGGGCUGUACAUGAGUUCCAGGUCUGUGUGUAGAAAAUGCUUAGACAUACCAUAAGUGGUUUAACAGGUAACGUGGUCUCAGAGGUAUCAGGACUGUAGAUGUUGUGUCUGAACAUCACCUCUAGAGAGCACCAUUGUACUCUGAGGAACUUGCAGAGGAACUUUUUUUUUUUUUUUAAGCUGUCCAUGUCAGCCAUUUGAGCUUUAUUGAAGUUGUGUCCUGUGUGGUAUGACACGAGAUCUUUGUGAGGGAGAAAUGAAUUUGUCACUUUCUCAGUUAAUGUUUGAUACAUUGGAUGUUUUUUAUUAUUUUUUUUUUUAUAUAAAAGAAAUAAAUUGUUUCCAUUGUAAAUCAAAUAUCUAGUGAAAGCAAAUCAACAGGUAAUAAAAAUGAUGUAUUGUAGCAUCAUAUAGUUUCUUUUUUUUUUUUAAACUAAGAGUGGGGGAAAACAGGGAUGAUGCAUAAUAUAAGUUCUGAAAGAGCUAUUACAUCCCUCAUAAUGUCACUGUAACAAUCUCAGAGAGCACAUCUGAGAGAAACAAAAUGGUGAAAAUGGUCAGCUAAAAUGUACCUGAUUGUAAACCUUAAGUAAAAUGCUUAUGUUGCAAAACUCAGCUGUGAAUAAAAUGAAAUGCUAUUUUAAAUAACAAA
Messenger RNA from Pangasianodon hypophthalmus (striped catfish), 2428 nucleotides. RefSeq names its product cleavage stimulation factor, 3' pre-RNA, subunit 1 (gene cstf1). Gene Ontology annotation, molecular function: protein binding; RNA binding. The transcript is spliced from 7 exons. NCBI's taxonomy places the organism in Eukaryota, Metazoa, Chordata, Actinopteri, Siluriformes, Pangasiidae. The coding region runs from base 473 to 1768 and encodes 431 amino acids. Gene Ontology annotation, biological process: mRNA 3'-end processing. Gene Ontology annotation, cellular component: mRNA cleavage stimulating factor complex. The record is from RefSeq and is a predicted model, not a curated record.